Messenger RNA from Ectocarpus siliculosus, 2592 nucleotides. Lineage: Eukaryota; Phaeophyceae; Ectocarpales; Ectocarpaceae. The record is from the annotation of a GenBank genome assembly.
AUGAUUAGAACUACUAUUGCGGGGGUAGAUUCACUGCUGCACCGUGGUGCUGCCGCUGCCACCAGUGCAGCUAGACAGGGCGCAUCGUCGAGAGGUCUCGGGGAUCGUCAACAACAUGCCUCAGCAGCAGUGGCGAUUUGCUGGCGAGGAGGUCCAACAAGGAGACAUUGGUCUAGUCAGAAGGAGGCAGAGGAAAAGGAUAGCGCCGGCGAUGCCGCAGUCGACGUCGGCGACUACUCCCCAGACGCGACUGCAACUACCGAGGAGCCCGCCCCACCCAAGCCGCAGCGUACCUUCGUGGUGCGAACGCCCGACUCCUCCUCCUCCCUCAAGGUCACCGUGCCGAGCACGACCGCCGAGGCGAUGGCGAUGAACCUGUCGAUCAGGGAGAACGCCAGGGCGAAGAAGGAGGCGGCGGCGCGCCGGCACGCGGCCACCACAGCGGCCAGGGCGUCGUCGAAGCAACCGGCAGGUGGAGCGGCGCCGGCGCCGGCGGCCGCCCCCCACACCAGAGGCAGGCCGGCCGAACGGCGGCGGGUGCCGAGCAUGAUGGUGGUGACGCCCAACGCCCGGUCGAAGUCCAUCCAGAUGGAGGUGCCCCUCACGACGGCCGAGUGCAUCAAGCUGAACAGGGCGGUGAAGGAGAGGUACCCGACGCAGCAGCAGGAAGCCGACGAAGACAGCAACAACGGCGUCAACGCCGGCUACUCGAGGAGGUGGCGCAACCCGCCCGCGCCCGGCGUCGGUGGAGGCCAGGGGCUGCACCAUGCCUACGGAGCGGGCCUGUCUUCUUUCCCCGAGAUCGUGAGAUACGCGGACGUCGAGCAGAGCGCGCGGGAGCCUAGCUACGACAGAACGAUUGGGAACCUGCACAAGGCCAGGAGAUGGGACCAGAUUGUGCGGGUGUGGGAGGAGAUCGAGGAGAGGGAGAAGAGAGGGGUGACGGUGGGUCUUGGAUGGACCACGUACGAGUGCUUGAUGGACGCCUUCAUUUCACACGGGUGCAGCGUGGCCAGGCUCGGGACCCGUGCGGUGGCGUUGAUCGAGGGCCUUGAUCGUUUGCCGGGGAAGAGGUUCAAGCCGAACCCGCAGUUUUUCUUCAAUCUCCUGUCCGCGACUUGCGCGGAAGGCAUGGUGGGGGAGAGCAAGCUGUACUACGGGAUCAUGAGGGACAUGGGCUUCGAACCGACCAACAAUACCUUGCAAAAUAUGCUGGACAUGUACAUUCGGGAGGAUAGGCUGGUGGACGCGCUGAGGGUGGUCGAAGACACCCACCAAGCCGGGAUGAGGCCGAGGGACCCCCUGAUGAACAAGCUGACCUACGCGUGCAUGCGGCAAGGGGAGCCGGAACUGAUGCACAAGACGCUCGACCUCCUCCUCCUGACCGGCAACAUCGUGAACCCGAUGACCGUGAAGAAUGUCCUGUACAUGGCCACCCGCCGGAGGGAUGACGACAUGGCGACCAAGAUGUGGGUCGCCGCACAGCAAUGGGGUCACAGCUUUUCCCAGGCCGAUUACUCGUUCGUGGUGCAGACCUUCUUCGCGGUGGGGAAGGAUGACAUGGCUCUCGCCACUCUCGUGCAGGCCUACAAGGAAAAGGUCGAGGUGAACCGCAAGACCCUGACGUUCUGCGCGCAAAGGCUGGCGGUGUCGAACAAGCGGGUAGACCAGGCGUACUACACGCUCACGCUGCUGAAGGAAAACGGAGAGCCGGUUCCGGUGGAAGCCGUCAACAGCAUCAUCGUCGCUUGCGCCAUAAGGCAAGCAGUAGACCGAUGUUUUGCGACGGCCGAAGCUCUCCCCGUGGUGUUCGAGCUAGCACCCAACCUCGACACGUACAACGCGCUGAUGCACGUCCUCGGCGCAAUGAGAGCGCAAGACACGGACAACGCCACGCUCGGCAUCGGCAUGUCUCUCCUCGACCAGAUCGAGAAGGAGGAGGUAAAACCGAACCAGGAGACAUUCAUGAGCCUGAUAGAUCUGGCUUGCAUGUCCGACGGACUCACCGAGGACUUCGCCGAUGACCUCGUGGAGAGGAUGACUAGCAAGCACGGCCUCCGUCUGGAGCAGGACAUCGUCGAUACACUUGCAAGCGCCUUCGAGGAGAGGGGCAUGGACAGCCUGGCGCAAGCGUGGACGAACAAGAUGCCGUCCCUCGACGCCCCCUCCGAUGAGACGUUCGACGCAAGCUCCCCGGCGGCGGCGGCGGCGGCGGCGGCGGCCGCCGCCGCGGCCGCGGCCGCCGACUUCACUUGUGAGCAGGGGAACGGCAGCGACGGAGUGGUCCGAGCGCGCAGGGUGGCGCAAGACAGAGGCCGGUACACGGGUUUCGACGACGGGCGGUUUAAGGCUAUCCGGGACUCCACCCGCCGCGGGGAAAAUCCUGGGGGAGGCGUGGGAAGGUUCUCGUACGGAUCCGCCGGGGGUGGAGCGGGGGGUCCGGCUAGAGGAGGAGGCAUGGGUAACGGUGGUGCUACGGCGGGUUCUGGGAGAGAGGAGAGGGUGGGGGGUGGGAGGGGUUCCCCGCCGUCUGAAGGCAGUGGCGGCGGAGGUUGGGCUCAAAGAUAUAACAAGUCCGGAGACGAAAAAUAG